UUUAUACCUAGGUUUUUGACUACAACUCUCCUUUCUCCUAAGAGGGCACCGAACUUGCCGAUCGUACCUGAGUCUGCGCUGCGCUAAUCUUUUACAGGAUUCCGCCCCUGGACCUUUUCCCUUCUAGAGAUGCCUAGGAUAGAUCUCACAUCAUGCCUCUCCCUGAGUCAAAAUUCACUCCUUCACGGAUUCCUGGGCUCCUACGGAGCGGAGCUACGGCCUCACCUGCUCCUCCGCCCCUGCUGGGUUCGGCAGCCCAAACGCCAGCACCCGAAGAAACGGGUGGUAUUCGCUGACAGGAAGGGACUGCCUCUGAUCACCGUGCACAAUUUUUCUUGUGAUGUUACAAAUCCUAAAGAAGAACUGCCGCCCUUGAGCAGAAUGGUGCAGCCGGUGCCAGCCUGCCCCACGAAGGUGUCCAGCUAUGCCCUUGGUUUCUCUCAGCCCUUGGAUGACUACGGUUGCUUCUGCAGGUGUCUGAAGGCCCAGAAGGUGUGCCUGGAACAGUGUGCCAUCCAGGGGCGCUUCUUGCAAGGUACCGUUCAGGUGCACAACCUGGGAUAUGAGAAGAUUGUGCAAAUGCGCAUCACUUUCGAUGCCUGGACUUCUUACCUUGACGUACCCUGUGUUUAUGUGCGUCACCUUUUCGGAGGUGAAAUAGACACCUUCGCUUUCCAGAUGGCACUGCCCAGUGGUCCCCCAGGCCCAGCUGGUACCAUCCAGUUCUGCUUCUCUUUUCAGUGUGCUGGGCAGAUUUACUGGGACAAUAACCAGGGUUGUAACUACCACCUGAAGCCCUCAGGCUUCGUUCUUAGCGUGCCCUGUCAGUGAGCGUCUCUCUGAAACUCCUCUUUGAGCCGCCACAGAUGGGUUGCCUAUUUUCUUUGCUGACAUCUAAAGGUUUUUCCUCUGACUAGCGGGGCUUGUACCUAGUCUGGGGCAUGAAGGCGUGUUUUCUUUCCAGUGGUUUCAACCUUUUCUGCUCCUAGAGUUACAGUAAGACCAAUAAAUACCUGAGCUAAGUUACUAACUGGACAUAGAAUUCAAGUGCUUUUCUUCCUCACGCAAAAGCCAGGAAGGCGAUUCCAGUUUUGUGUGAGUUAUGGGUGUUGUUUUAAGAUGUGAAGCUUCCUUUAGGAAGACACUGGGGGUACUGUUCUUUUGCAGAAUUUUAGGGUUGAUUUUAAACUGGGGGGGGGGGGGGGAGUUUCAGUUAAUGUUUUAAUUACCAGUAUACUCGUAUAGAGACAGCUAUGUGGCUUAGUGGAUAGAGCACUGGGCCUGGAGUCAGGAAGACCUAAGUUCAAAUGU
Molecule: messenger RNA, 1311 nt
Organism: Vombatus ursinus (common wombat)
Lineage: Eukaryota; Metazoa; Chordata; Mammalia; Diprotodontia; Vombatidae
Product: protein phosphatase 1 regulatory subunit 3C-like
Exons: 2
Coding region: 130-831 (233 amino acids)
Biological process (GO): regulation of glycogen biosynthetic process
Cellular component (GO): protein phosphatase type 1 complex
Molecular function (GO): glycogen binding; protein phosphatase 1 binding
Source: RefSeq, a predicted model, not a curated record